CCUGUUGGUGUACACCCCCUAUACAAAAUCCCUGGCUUCAAGAUCGAAGGUUUCUUCCUAAAUAUAAUACACUAGUUGACUCUCAAAUAGAUUCCACUGGAUGAAGAGUAUUUCAGUCAAUUCUAAUUACUCCAUAUACCUUCAGUAUAUUGAGAUCAACUGUUUUCCCUUGAUAGAAAUCAUUUCAUUUUAAUGAAAUGUAAUAGAUUUGAGUGAAAUACAUACUUCAGUGCUAGGAGUGAUGGCUUAGCAUUAAUAUGAAAAUAAUACACAGGUUUAUUAUUGUAGAGGAAACAUUUAAUGUCGAUUUAUGCAUUAAAUUGUCAUUAGUAGUACCAAUGCUACUUUGAAUUCCAAAAAUUCAGCAUUAAUUAACUUUCGCUGAGAAAUAAAUCAAUGCAUUAUUUUCAGUUUUAAUGCUAAGCCAGCAUCUCUAUUCAGUGCCAAGCAUUCAAAAUACUGAGAGGAAAAUAAAAUUAAGAGAAGACUUCUCAUGAAAAUAAAUGGCUUUACUGAGAAGACAUUUCCGUUCCUAAUUAUGUAAUUUAAUCUCAUGUAAACUGACAACGUUCAUAUUCUAUUCGAAGCGAAUCAAAAACUAGUUAUUUUUUUUUGCGAACCCUUAAUGAGUUACAUAUUCUUCAGAAAAUAUCCUAUCUUAAAUCUUUGCUCGACAAGCUAUAAAUUUGUAUGACAAUUUCAAAUGAAAAAAUAUAACAUUAUUUUCGAUAAGACAAUACUGCCAUCUGUAAAUUCUAAAACAUAUUCUUCGCUUUAUUCAUCCAAUAAAUACCUUAUAUGAUCAACGGGUUUAAUUAAUAGUUUAUUCGCUCAUUGACGAUUACGUUACGAUGAGUAAUAGAUUUCACUAAAUCAUUCCUUAUUUGUCACAAUGUUAUGCUAAAUUAGUAAUAGUAAGUGAAAAAUUAUGACUCUUUAUAUUAAUAGAUAUUUAUUUAUUAAAUAUUCAGAUGAUGAAACAAACAUUUGUCCAUGAUAUUAGUCAUCAAUUACAAUCGGCCAUAUUCUCCUCAGGCCUAGCAGCUAAAUUAAUAUGUUUAUUUUGUAUUAUUGGAUAUGGUCUUUCAUAUAGUCCACAAUGUGUUCGAAUACUCACAGUCAUUCCAGGCCAUGUUAUGCCUCCAAAUUUUUGGAUUUGGACAUUUGUAACACAUACUUUUAUUGAAUUACAUAUAUGGCAUACAAUAAUUGAUGUUAUUGUUGUUUUUCUUUAUUCAAAAAUGAUUGAACCAUUAUGGGGUACAAAAGAAUUAUUAAAAUUUUAUUUUAUUGUUACAAUACCAAAUGCAUUAAUUGUAACAUUUACUUAUUUUUUAUUUUAUGGUUUUACAUUUAAAGAAGAAUAUUUAUUUGAAAGACCUAUUUAUGGUUUAGCAUCAUUUAUCGGUGCAUAUUCAGUUAUUAUUAAACAAAUUAUGCCUGAUACAGUUAUAGCAACAACACCAUUUUUUAAACUUAAACAAGAUCAUGUACCAUUAUUAAUUAUUAUUCUAUCAACACUAUUAUGGAUUGCACAUGCUGUACCAAUACAUUUUUUAAUAAUGCUUAGUUUUGGUAUUAUUAUUAGUUGGACCUAUUUAAGAUUUUUUCAAAUUCAUCAAAAUGGAACGAAAGGUGAUAUGUCAUCAACAUUUUCGUUUGCUAGUUUCUUUCCAUCAUUUAUAUCACCAAUAAUAAGUGUUUUUGCUAAUACAAUUUUUGAAAUCUUUGUUAAAAUUAAAUUAUGUCAACCAUAUGUAAAGAAAUAUAAUGCUUCGUCAUCGUCAAGUGUUACUAUAACAAUUCCAGGAGCUGAAGCGGCUGAUGCUGAUAGACGAAGACAAAAAGCAUUAAAAGCUUUAAAUGAUCGUAUGAAAGUAAAAGAUACCUCAAGUGAAGCAUGGCCUGAAUUAGAUGACACUCAACAAAAUCCAUUAUUACCUCCUACACAUCAUAUAGACAGUUCAUCGGUAAAAAUAGACAUGAAUAAUUUACAUGGAAUAUCAACAUCUAAUAAAGAAGAUUUAAAUCAAGAACAAACAACAUCAUAA
Adineta steineri is the source of this 2051-nucleotide messenger RNA. Lineage: Eukaryota; Metazoa; Rotifera; Eurotatoria; Adinetida; Adinetidae. The record is from the annotation of a GenBank genome assembly.